This is a messenger RNA of Manduca sexta (tobacco hornworm), 1072 nucleotides long. Its product is annotated as protein ABHD11. The coding region runs from base 137 to 1072 and encodes 311 amino acids. NCBI's taxonomy places the organism in Eukaryota, Metazoa, Arthropoda, Insecta, Lepidoptera, Sphingidae. Gene Ontology annotation, cellular component: mitochondrion. The record is from RefSeq and is a predicted model, not a curated record. The transcript is spliced from 3 exons.
GCCACACCUCUUUCUACGGUUUGAGGCCUCUUCAUCGUAUGUAAAUACUCUUUCUACGGAAAUUAUAAUUCGUUAUUAUUGCUCUUUAGCUGACAUAAAUGUCAAAUUAUGUUUAUUAAAAGAAGUAAUAUCAGCUAUGGAAAAUAAACGCUUUGCAAUUGGAAUGGAAGGGAGAUUUCGUCCUAUAAUACUAAACACACUCAGAUCGACCUAUUAUUCUAGAACUUUCGUACGAAGUACGGUGAAUUUAUCUUACAAAAUUAUAGGAGAAAACUCUGUAGAGCCAGAUGAUGAAGAACCCGCAGUAUUCAUACUUCAUGAGUUAUUGGGAAUUAAACGGCAAUGGGGGAGUUUGGCCAAAACAAUCAUGAAUAUAACGGGGCGACAAUUAGUGGCUGUAGACUUAAGGAACCACGGCGAAAGUCCGCACGCAAAUUCACAUAAAUAUGAAGAAUUGACAAUGGAUGUUAUAAAUUUAUUCGAAAAAUUGAAGAUAAAUAGAGCCACUAUUAUUGGACACGGUAUGGGCGGUCGGACAGCUAUGUGUGUGUCCUUAAUUGCGGCCAAAAGAGUAACCGGUCUAAUAAUCAUAGACACAUCACCAGUUUCAACACCCAAACAAUUAAAUGAGGAGUUUCCAAAAAUAUUAAUUGCGAUGAAGUCUUUUGACUUCAAAAACGCGAAAAAAGUAAACAACGCGAAGACUGAGGCCAAGAAACAAUUGGAAAAUAUUGUGACUGACGAUUUAACGAUGGACACCGUCCUGUCAAACGUGAAGGUGAAACCAGACGGGACUAUAGGCUGGGCAUGCAAUGUGGAAAUUUUCAUAAAGCAUUUCCCUUACAUAAAAUCGUUUCCACCAGCGAUGACAGUGAAGCAAUACUACGGUCCCACGCUGUUUAUAGGCGGACAGAUGUCGGAGUUCCUCCCGCCCGAUGAUCUGACCAGUAUCAGGGAAAUAUUCCCCCAAGCAGUAAUCACAUAUAUACCGAAAACCGGCCACAAUGUGCAUGUGGAUGACCCGAAAACUUUCCUUGAAUUAACCAUAUCUUUCCUAAAGGCAACUUCCUAA